AUGGGGCCUGGGGACAGGGCCCAGUGCCUGCGCUGUGGCCCAGAGCUGAGCUGCUGGGCAGCUGGCCGUGGCCCCACGCAGGAGCACCAUACACCCCACACUCUGUGUGGUCACAUCGUGGGCCCGGACACCUGGGGAGACCGGGACCACGUGGAUGGGCAGAUCCUGGGCCAGCUGCGUCUCCUGGCAGAGGAUGAAGAGGAGGAGGGGGUGGGGGCCGCCUCACAUGCAGGGGCUGCCUUUCCAGGGAUGGGCUCAGAGGAGCUGCGGCUGGCCUCGUUCUACGACUGGCCGCCAACCACUGGGGUGCCACCUGAGCUGCUGGCUGCCGCCGGCUUCUUCCAUACGGGCCAGCAGGACAAGGUGAGGUGCUUCUUCUGCUACGGGGGUCUGCAGAGCUGGGAGCGAGGCGAUGAUCCCUGGACCGAGCACGCCAAGUGGUUCCCCAGGUGUCAGUUCUUGCUCCAGUCAAAAGGAAGGGACUUUGUCCACAGAGUCCAAGAGUCUUAUUCUCAUCUGUUUGGCUCCUGGAACCAAUGGGAAGAACCAGAAGAUGCAGCCCCUGCCACCCCUUCAGCUCCUGUCCACGAGGGUCCUGAGCUGCUCACACCCAGAAGAGACAUCCCAUCAGAAAGCGCCAGGGAGCCAGGAGCUGGCGACAUGGAGGAGCAGCUGCAUCGGUUGCGGGAGGAGAGGACAUGCAGGGUGUGCCUGGACCGCACUGUGUGUAUUGUCUUCGUGCCCUGUGGCCACCUGGCCUGUGCUGAAUGCGCCCCUAGCCUGCAGGUGUGCCCUAUCUGCCGGGCCCCCGUCCGCAGCCGCGUGCGCACUUUCCUGUCCUAG
Galeopterus variegatus (Sunda flying lemur) is the source of this 843-nucleotide messenger RNA. RefSeq names its product baculoviral IAP repeat containing 7 (gene BIRC7). Gene Ontology annotation, biological process: positive regulation of protein ubiquitination; regulation of cell cycle; negative regulation of apoptotic process. Bases 1 to 843 code for a protein of 280 amino acids. Lineage: Eukaryota; Metazoa; Chordata; Mammalia; Dermoptera; Cynocephalidae. Gene Ontology annotation, molecular function: cysteine-type endopeptidase inhibitor activity involved in apoptotic process; ubiquitin protein ligase activity. Gene Ontology annotation, cellular component: nucleus; cytoplasm. The record is from RefSeq and is a predicted model, not a curated record. The transcript is spliced from 6 exons.